This is a messenger RNA of Homalodisca vitripennis (glassy-winged sharpshooter), 8106 nucleotides long. RefSeq names its product fatty acid synthase (gene FASN1). Gene Ontology annotation, molecular function: oxidoreductase activity; phosphopantetheine binding; 3-oxoacyl-[acyl-carrier-protein] synthase activity. The transcript is spliced from 35 exons. The record is from RefSeq and is a predicted model, not a curated record. Lineage: Eukaryota; Metazoa; Arthropoda; Insecta; Hemiptera; Cicadellidae. The coding region runs from base 170 to 7360 and encodes 2396 amino acids. Gene Ontology annotation, biological process: fatty acid biosynthetic process.
AUAAGGACCGCAAUAAAGGUUUCUGCUAUGCUUGCGAUCGGUCCUUUGGCAAGUUUAUUGUGUGUGCGCUAAUUUACCGGGUGUGUGUGUCUGUUUCACCGGUCCUCAAUCGCAAACGCUACAUUUCAGCGGUUUGUUUGUAGGUCAUCAACGAGUACUGAAACAGAGGAUGCCGGCACGAUUCCCAGAGGUGCAACACCAACGGCAGGAGGUGGGAAGCCCACUGAGCAACGGCUCAUACAACGGACAGCCGUACAGUCUGGACGAUGAGGUGGUCAUCACAGGACUCUCCGGGCGGCUCCCGGAGAGCAGUAACAUCCAGGAGUUCAAGGAUCAGCUAUUUGCUGGAGUGGACCUCAUCACAGACGACGAAAGGAGGUGGCCCUCCGGUAUGUACGGGCUGCCGACACGCACUGGCAAGCUCAAAGAUCUGAAGCACUUUGACGCCACGUUCUUCGGUGUUCACGCCAAGCAAGCCCACGUCAUGGACCCUCAACUCCGCAUGCUUCUGGAGCUUACUCACGAAGCCAUCAUAGACGCCGGUAUCAACCCCCAGUCUGUGCGGGGAUCUAAGACUGGAGUGUUCAUCGGAGUGUCAGCAUCAGAGUCUGACGAGUUCUGGACCGCAGAUCCGGAGCUGGUGAACGGUUACGGACUCACCGGCUGCUGCAGAGCGAUGUUCCCCAACAGAAUUUCCUUCACCUUCGACUUCACAGGUCCCAGCUACGCCAUCGACACAGCGUGUUCCAGUUCGCUGUUUGCGCUCCAACAGGCGGUGGCAGCCAUGCGCAGUGGUCAGUGUGACGCAGCCAUCGUCGGCGGUGUCAACCUCUUGCUCAAGCCUACCUGCUCCCUCCAGUUCCAUCGCCUCAGCAUGUUGUCCCCGCAGGGCAUGUGCAAGGCUUUUGAUGCCUCAGGUAAUGGCUACGUGAGGAGUGAGGCCGCAGUGGUAGUUUACCUCCAGAAGGCGAGUGACGCCAAGCGUGUCUACGCUACCAUCGUAAAUGCAAAGACCAACACAGACGGCUACAAGAGCCAGGGCAUCACAUUCCCCAUCGGAGCGAUGCAGAACCGGCUAAUCCGUGAGGUCUACGACGAGUGUGGUGUUAACCCUCACGACGUCGUGUACGUGGAGGCUCACGGUACUGGCACCAAGGUUGGAGACCCUCAGGAAGUCAAUUCAAUCGCUGACUUCUUCUGCAAGGACAGACCGACUCCUCUGCUGAUCGGUUCGGUCAAGUCCAACAUGGGUCACUCGGAGCCAGCUUCUGGUCUCUGCUCCAUCGCCAAGAUCCUCAUCGCCAUGGAGGCUGGCGUCAUCCCCCAGAACCUACACUUCCAGAGUCCCAACACCGACAUUCCAGCUCUCAGCGACGGCAGGCUUCAGGUGGUCAACAAGAACUGGCCCUGGAACGGAGGAUUGGUGGCCAUCAACUCGUUUGGCUUCGGUGGCGCCAACGCUCACAUACUGCUGCGCUCCAACAACAAGCCCAAGGCUCCCGCGAUACAGGACAGCAUCCCUCGCGUGGUGGCUGUCAGCGGCCGCACGGAGCAGGCCGUCAACAACUGGCUGGACAAGAUCGAGCAAAACCCGAGAGAUGACGAGUUGAACGCUCUGCUUCACAACAUUCACAGUUCCAACAUCCCGGGACAUCUGUACCGAGGCUUCACUCUGCUCGGUGCCAAUCAGCCGGUCAAGGAGGUCUCGCAAGUGCCAGCCGAGAAGCGGCCGGUCUGGUUCGUGUUCUCCGGUAUGGGCAGCCAGUGGGCGGGCAUGGCCAAGGAUCUGAUGCGCCUGGAGCCGUUUGCCGCCACCAUGAACAAGUGCGCGGAGGCUCUCCGUCCUGAGGGUGUCGACCUUCUCUCCAUCGUGCUCAGUCCCGACCAGUCCACCUUCGACAACGUCCUCAACUCCUUCGUCUCCAUCACUUCGUGCCAAGUUGCUCUGGUUGAUGUCCUCACUUCUGUCGGUAUCGUACCAGACGGUAUCGUGGGACACUCAGUAGGAGAGCUGGGCUGCGCUUACGCAGACGGCACACUGACAGCACAACAGACAGUCCUCGCCGCUUACUCACGAGGCCGAGCUAUCCUCGACUCCAAGCUGCCCCCUGGCUCCAUGGCAGCUGUUGGCCUUUCCUGGGAGGAGGUCAAGGCCAAAGCACCCCCAGAGAUCCAGCCAGCCUGUCACAACAGCGAGGACUCUGUGACGGUCUCGGGACCUCCGGAGGCUCUCACCAAGUUCGUCAAGAGUCUCCAAGCCGACAACAUCUUCGCCAAGGAAGUGGCCAGCUCCGGAGUCGCCUUCCACUCCAAGUACAUCGAGGCUGCAGCACCUAAACUGCGCAAAUGCCUGGAAGAGAUCAUCCCUAGGCCCAAGCCCCGCACACCGCGCUGGGUGAGCUCCAGUAUCCCCGAGGCGGCGUGGGGCUCAGCUCUUGCGCAGCAGUCAUCCGCUGCGUACCAUGUCAACAACCUGCUCUCUCCCGUGCUGUUCCACGAGGCUCUGCAGCACGUGCCGGACGGUGCUAUAGUCCUGGAGGUGGCACCUCACUGCCUACUGCAGGCCAUCCUCAAGCGUUCCCUCGGCCCCAACUGCACCAAUAUCGGACUCGUCAAGCGUCUCCAUCCCGACAACCUCACCUUCAUCCUCACCAACCUCGGAAAGGCUUUCAAUGCUGGAGCGCAGCCCAAGUUCCAGAACCUCUAUCCUUCGGUCAAGUUCCCCGUGGCUCGCACCACUCCAAUGCUCGCCUCCAUGAUAGAGUGGGAUCACUCCAAUGAGUGGAGCGUCGCUGACUUCUCUGGCAAGGGAGGCGGCCGUUCCGGUGAGAGUGUGAUAGAAAUCGAUCUAAGUAAGGAAGCUGAUGCCUUCUUGGCUGGCCAUGCCAUCGAUGGAAGGGUUCUUUUCCCAGCCACGGGCUAUUUAACACUGGUGUGGAAGACCUUUGCAAAACUGCAAGGAAAAGACUUUGAAGACAUGCCUGUAAUACUGGAGAACGUGCAGUUCCAUAGAGCUACCAUCAUGCCCAAGGAUGGUUCUGUAAAGUUCCUGAUCAACAUCUUCGACAACUCUGGAGACUUUGAGCUGGUCGAGGGUGGCUCUGUGGCCGUGUCCGGGCGGGUCCGCCUGCCCGAGGAUGUGGAGAAGGAGCAGCUGGAUCUGCCACCCCCUGCUGUCCCCCGUGGAGACUUCCUGGAUCUGGAGAAGGCUGAUGUGUACAAAGACCUGCGUCUCCGUGGCUAUGACUAUACCGGAGUCUUCCGAGGAGUCAAGCAGGCUGACAACAAAGGUGUAACUGGAAAACUGGAAUGGAUCGGCAACUGGAUCUCUUACAUUGAUACCAUGCUGCAAUUCUCCAUUUUGGGCCUAAACACGCGGGAACUGUACCUGCCCACGCGCAUGCAGCGUGUAUGCAUCGACCCCCGCAAGCACAAGCAGUUGGUCGCACAAUUGGGUGAGGAGGCCACAGUGCCAGUGUACAUGUACCGUGACAUCGACGUCAUCAAGUCCGGUGGUGUGGAAUUGCGCGGGAUGAAGGCUUCCCUUGCGCCACGCAGGCAGCAGACACAAGCCCCGCCCAAGCUGGAGCAGUACACCUUCGUACCUUACAUCAAUGAUAAGGUUAUGCCAGUUCAGCAAGCCCUGACAUCGCUGGUGCAGCUGGCACUUGAAAACUCCAGUGGCGCUCUGAAGAUGAAGGUGGUGGAACUUGGAACCGACCGCAUGCCUGAGAACUUGCUGGCCCCCACCAUCAUUGAUAUCCUGGAGUCAGAACCCAUGCUCAGUGUUGAGUACACUGUGGCGUCCAAUGCCCCUGAAUUGUAUGCCGCCUUGACGGAACCGCUGGGAGCCAAGUCCACCAAGAAAGACGCAGCGGCGGGAGCCCUGGAAGCCAACUGUCACCUGGCGGUGGGAGCCGAUGUGGCUCAGAGCCCUGCCGUGGCCAGCCUGGUCGAGAGUGUCAAGGCUGGAGGCUUCGUGCUCCUGGAGGAGAGUCCCGACAUUCCAGACGCUGCCCUCAAGGCCACAGGACUCGAAGUUGUUGCCAAGGUCAAGGCUGAACGCCGAGCUUACGUACUCCUGCGUAAGGUGGUGGACCAGCCAACACCAGUGGUCAUCAGUGUGACGGAGAAGAACUUCAGUUGGGUGGAGACGUUGAAGGAGGCUCUCAAACAGUCCGAAGCUGAGGGAAAACACGUGUUGCUGGUCAGCCAAGGUGAAGAGACGCUCGGACUUGUGGGCAUGAUGAACUGUAUCAAGCAAGAACCUGGUGGCAACAAUGUCAGGGCGGUGUUCAUCCAAGAUGCAAAGGCACCUGCCUUCUCACCCACUUCUGCGCAGUACGCAGCACAGCUCCGCAAGGGGCUGGUACACAACGUGUUGCGCGGCGGUGUAUGGGGCUCCAUGCGCCACUUAAAGCUAGAGGCCACUGACGCGAGCCUGCAGGUGGAACACGCUUACAUCAACGCCAUCACGCGCGGUGACCUUGCCAGUCUCAAGUGGAUCGAGGGUCCACUAACUUUCUACAAGCCAGAGGACUACCCCAACAGUGAACUCUGCACAGUUUACUACGCUCCUCUCAACUUCCGUGAUAUCAUGUUGGCCACUGGAAAACUGCCACCAGAUGCCCUUCCUGGAGACCUGGCUGGACAGGACUGUAUCCUGGGUCUUGAAUUUACCGGACGAGACUCCAUCGGUCGCAGGGUCAUGGGCAUGGUAGCAGCCCGUGGUCUCGCCUCCACCGUCCUAGCUGAUCCUGGCUUCCUCUGGGAGGUACCGGAGAAGUGGACCCUGGAGCAGGCCUCAACUAUCCCUGUCGUCUACGCCACUAGCUACUACGCGCUGGUAGUACGAGGCAAGAUGAAGCCCGGAGACAGUCUGCUGGUUCACGCUGGCACAGGAGGUGUGGGUCAAGCUGCUAUCGCCAUCGCACUCCACAUGGGCUGCGAGGUCUUCACGACAGUCGGAAGCAAGGAGAAACGUGAAUUCCUGAAGAAGACCUUCCCUCAGCUGACUGACAGAAACAUCGCCAACUCCAGAGACACCAGUUUUGAGCAGCAUGUUCUGCGAGAGACGGGCGGCAGAGGAGUCGACUUGGUGCUCAACUCUCUGGCCCACGAAAUGUUGCAAGCUUCCGUACGCUGUCUAGCCAAGGACGGACGAUUCCUCGAGAUCGGAAAGCUGGAUCUUUCCAACAACACUGCUCUUGGUAUGGCUUUCUUCCUGAAGAACACAACCUUCCACGGCAUCUUGUUGGAUGCCCUCUUUGACGCAGGCAGUGACAACGCGGACAAGAAGGAGGUGGUGAGACUGGUGACCGAGGGCAUCAAGAACGGCGCAGUCAGGCCUCUACCUGCCACAGUGUUCGCAGAGAACCAGGUGGAGCAAGGGUUCCGAUUCAUGGCGUCCGGAAAACACAUCGGUAAAGUUGUCUUGAAGAUCAGAGAUGAAGAACCACAGAAGAAGUUGAUCCCCAAGGUGAAGCCUGUAUCUGCCAUCCCUCGCACCUACAUGAACCCGGAGAAAUCUUACAUCCUAGCCGGUGGUUUGGGUGGAUUUGGUCUCGAAUUGGCCAACUGGAUGAUCACCCGAGGAGCCAAGAAGAUCGUGUUGACAUCUCGCAGUGGAGUGAAGACCGGCUACCAGUCACUGUGUGUAAGGCGGUGGCGUGAGCAGAACAUCCAAGUGUUCGUGUCCACUGCUGACGUUACCAACCCCAAGGGAGCCGAGCAGCUGAUCAAGGAGGCAACGAAACUGGGCCCAGUCGGCGGCAUCUUCAACCUGGCUGUGGUUCUGAGGGACGCUUUCAUGGAGAACCAGAGCGCCGCAGACUUCGCGACAGUGUGCCGGCCCAAGGUGGAAGGCACCAAGCAACUGGACGCCAUUUCCCGCAAGUUGUGUCCCGAACUGGACUACUUUGUGGCCUUCUCAUCGGUGUCUUGUGGCCGAGGUAACGCCGGGCAGGUGAACUAUGGCCUGGCCAACAGUGCCAUGGAGCGCAUCUGUGAGGCACGCCAGGCCGCCGGACUGCCGGGAGUGGCCAUCCAAUGGGGUGCUAUCGGAGAUGUAGGUCUGAUCCUGGAAACGAUGGGAGACAACGAGACCGUGGUGGGGGGAACUCUCCCGCAGCGCAUGUCCUCCUGCCUGGCCACCAUGGACAAGUUCCUGCAACAACCCCACGCUGUUCUGGCCUCCAUGGUGUUGGCGGAGAAGAGGAAGAGCGGAGGUGAAGCGAACCAAGUUGGGUUGCUGGAAGCUGUCGGCAACAUUCUCGGUAUAAAGGACGUGAAGACGGUAAACCCAGCCAACACUCUGGCCGACCUGGGGAUGGACUCUCUGAUGGGUGCGGAGAUCAAGCAGACUCUGGAGCGGAACUACGACCUGGUUCUGAGUGCUCAGGAGAUCAGAGGCCUGACAUUCGGCAAGUUGUCGGAGCUGUCCUCUGGAGGAGACGGUGGUGAGGCUGCCCCAACUCAGGCUCCGACUGCAACAGAUGCUGCUCCUGUCAAAGACACAACUCAGGUACAAUUCCAAGCUGCCGAGCUGGUACCCAAGGAGACUCUCAAACAACUGCCGUCCAAGUCUAAUAGUGGAACCCCCAUCUUCAUCGUCCACCCUAUUGAAGGUGUAGUGACUGCUCUGCAGGCUCUGGCUGCCCAGCUGCCUUGUCCUGUGUACGGUCUGCAGUGCACCACCCAGGCUCCACUAGAGUCCAUCCAGAAACUUGCCGCCUUCUACAUACAGCAAGUGAAGACUGUCCAGAAGUCAGGACCCUACGUCCUGUCGGGCUACUCAUUUGGCGCCUGUGUGGCCUUCGAGAUGGCCCUCUUACUAGAGAAGAGCAAGGAGAAGGUAACACUGGUGCUGCUUGACGGCUCGCCCACUUACGUAGCCUCCCACACCGGUAACUACAAGGCACGACAGAAACCAGACAACAAGAACGCAGACGCUGACGCCCUCACGUAUUUCAUCUCACUGUUCAAGGACGACGUCGACUUCAUCAAGAUCCAGAAGGACAUGCAAGCGCUGACAGGAUGGGAGAAGCGGCUGUCGCUUGCCACGCAGCUUUUGUCUGGCUCUACACCAUUCCCAGAGUCCGAACUGGCUGCAGCCGCCGAGUCCUUCUACAAGAAGUUGGUAGCUGCCGAUGCCUACAAGCCCUCAGGGACCUACACUGGCCCUGUCACCCUUAUCAAGGCCACGGACAACUACGUCUCGCUCGGCAAAGACUACGGACUAGCCCCGAUUUGCAGUCAGCCAGUCAACAUUCAGUCAGUGAAGGGCAACCACAGAGAGAUCCUGGCCGGAGAUAGCGCUCUCAAGAUUGCAGAAAUCAUCUCGCAAACCUUGAAACUUUAAGCGUCCAAACGUUUAUAGCUUUUACUUGUUGACAAGUAGUCAAAUAACAUUGUGAUUUCAGCUUUAAGACUGGUAUAGGUUUAAAAAUCUACAAUCCAAACAGAAAUUAGGAAUAUAUUUAUUUAUUGACAGUUCAGUUUAUUUUUCGUUUUAGAAAGUCUCGCCUACUUAAGGAUAUACUUAAAACUUUCUCUUGCCGUUUCAAAAUUAUCCAGGAAUCUCAUCAACAUUUCAAAGAACACGAUCAUUCCUGAAAGUCAAUAUGUUAUUGAUUUUGUCGUCUUUGUAAAUAACUGCGAAUAACAAUGCAUUUGUGUGAAAACAUUCUCGGCUGUCCAGUGUGGUACUCCCAGCUGUACUCUGCGUUAUCGUUGUACAUUAUCGCGUAGCUUUGUGUCAAGAGUGAGAUUAUUUUUUUAAUCCUAUCUAGACUAGAUUUUUUAGUUAUUGAGGUAUUAUUAUAAAUAUAAAACUUACAAAAAAAUGACCAAAGUAAAUACAUACCAUAAGGGCCUUGUUCUUUACGUUUAAUUAGCCUUUUAUUAUUUUUUUUAACAAAUGUGAUAUUAAAAGCACUUUAUUUUUUUAACAUCACUUUUAAUGUUUUUUGUUAUGUUUAUACUUGAUGUUAUAGCUGCAGUUGUUGUAUAUAGGUACUAUAAAUGGCAGGUUUGUUUUGUUAAGCUUUAUCGCACCUGUAAACUAAAUUCUGUAAUUUAUUUAGAAUUAAAAGACAAAGCUCUAAA